Messenger RNA from Paramecium primaurelia, 3276 nucleotides. The record is from the annotation of a GenBank genome assembly. NCBI's taxonomy places the organism in Eukaryota, Ciliophora, Oligohymenophorea, Peniculida, Parameciidae.
AUGUAAAUCUACGUAUAAAUGCCAAAUGGAAAAACUAUUAUGAUUGAUGUUCAACUAGAGAAGACAACAGUUAAUGAUGUAAAAAAGAAGGUAAUGGAAAAAUCAGGAAUAAGAUUGGAGGAUAUUGUUUUAGUUUACAAAAAUGAUAUAUUGAAAAAUGAUAACACUUUAAAGGCAUGUGGAAUUGACAAGGAGGCGACUUUUGAUGCCGAGACAGCAGAAACUUUAACAAAAAAAUAUAAGUAGAAAAUAUGUAUCUGAUAUAAUUUUAUUAAAAAGAUAUCAUUGAAGAAGAUGUAUAAAAAUGGUAAUAAAAAUUUAGUGAUGAAGGAGUGUAGAAAGAAGAAUUGUAAGAAAAAUUAACAUCAACUUUGAUUGAAUUAGAUAAGUAAUUAUAUUAUUUAUAAUUAAGAAUUAAAUAGGAAAAGGCAACACUUUAGUUUGAAUUAUCCUCAGUUAAAAACCAGCUUGAACAUAUUUAAAAGAAAAAUAUACAGAAUUAAGAUCUUCAAUAAUUAUAAUAGAAAUAGCCAUAGUUUAAGGGAAACGAUAUAAAAAACUUAGAAUUAGAAUUAGCAGCAUAAAAAACAAUUAUUAGUAGAUUUGAUAUGGACAAAGCUGAUUAUAUUUCAUAGAUUUAAUAAUUGAGAACAGAAAAACUUGAACUUCAAAAGAAAGUGGAAGAUUAUUAAAAAUUGAAAGAGGAUUUGAUAGGGAAAACUUAUGAAAUAAGAGGAUUAUAAAAAGAAAUAGAAAUUGCGAAUAACCGCGGGAGCCAAACAAAAGAUGAAAUAAAUAGAGAAUUAUAUCAAUCAAAAUAAUAAAUAAAGUAUAAAAUAAUAUUAUAUUAGAAAAUUGGAACAACAAUUAGAAGAGGUAAAAACAAAGCUUCAAGAACUGGAACUAGAAAAAAUGAAAUAAGAAUUGAAAUAAAACAUUGAUUCAAAUUAAGUAGAUAAAUUAAAUGAUUUACAAUAAUAAAAUAGUUAAUUAGAAAAGAGAUUAGCAGAAUACAGGACUUAAGUGUUUAGUUUAACUAAUUAAGUGAAAUUGUUGUAGAAUAGAAAUUAAGAUGAAAUGAAAAGUUCAAUGAAUAAAAACGAUUUUGCCGCUUUUGAUAGGAUUUAAGUAAAUUCAAUUUAUAUGAAAAUAGGGUUAUGAAUAGUAAUUAACUAAACUGAAUGCAGAACUUAAGUCUUCUUAAUAAUCGUUUGAAGAAAGUUAGUAAUAGUUAUCAGUUGCCAAGAAACAAUGUUUCGAAAGUGAUAAGAAGAUAUUAGAAUUAGAAAAAAGUGUUGAAAGUCUUACAUAUUUAAUAAAAGAAAAAGAUAGAGGAAUAAAGGAGAGGGAAUAAAUUAUAAAAUAAUUACAGAUUGAUGUAGAUGAAUUAAAGAAAGAUCUGCUGUUGUAUUAAAAGAAUCUAAGGGAUUUUAAAUCGAUUGCUUAAUAAGCAGAUCCAAAAAAAGUGUUAGAAAUAGAUAGUGAAGCAUUAAAGAUGGAGGAGAGAUUGAAAGCAAGGGAAGAGUAAAGAAAUAAAGAAGAAAGAAGAUUAGAAUAGUAAAGAUAGGAAGAAUUAAUGGGAAGAUAAGAAAAAUUGAAGUAAGAAUAAUUACAAUAUUUUGAAUUGAUGUAGAAAGGUAAAGAACAACGACAAAGAACAGCUUAAUGUACUUAGAUAAAUAAAUUUAGUUUUGAAGAGGCAAAUGAUGGAAAGCCAUGGGAAAAUUGAGGUUUGUUUUUUAAUCGAUGUGACUGCAUCAAUGGAUCCAUAUAAAGAGUCAGCUAUGAAAUGCAUAAAAGAGAGUAUGAAGAACAUAAAGAUAAAGACAAACAGAGAUGCUUUAUGGGCAACUGUGGCAUAUUAAGACUUUGGAGAGUUAAAAUAUUUGGGAGGAUAAUACAGGUAAAUGAAUUUCACUCCAAUUCCUCAAGAAAUAGAAGAUUUUUUGGCAAAUAUUCCUUGCCAAGGAGGUGGAGACCAAGCAGAAGACAUUAGAGGAGGUAUAAUGUAAAUGAUUAAGAAUUUAAAUUGGAGCAAAACAUUUAGGAUAGCUAUUUUGAUUUGUGAUGCUCCUACUCAUGGUAAAAGAUAUAAUGGUGGAGUAACUGAUAGAUCUCCAAAUGAAGAUAUUGAAGAUGCUAUUAAUUUACUUAUUGAUAAUAACAUUUUAUUUGUUGCUAUCCUAUUUAAUAAAGUGACAUUACCAAUGUUUGAAGAAAUAAAGAAGAUGUAUAUAAAUGCAAAUAGAGAAGAAUUAUUAUUAUUUGCAGAUUUAGAAAAUACAGAAUAAGGUAAAAUAUGGUAGGAUCUUGUCGAUCUGGUCUCUUAAGCAUCUUAAAGAGCAACUCAAACAAAUAAUAGAGGAACUAGGUCAAAAAAUAAUUAGACUAAUAAAAGAUCAUAGACUGGUGCUAUGGAGGCACUUUGUAAAUCGAUAAAAGAUCCAUUUUAGUUUGACAAAUAACCUGGAGUCACUAUUAUACCAGUUAAGUUUGGUGUUUAUCGGGUUGAAUUGAAAUAAGAUUCAUUUGAAUCUAAUAUUGAAAAUAUUAAGAGACUAGACAUAAAUAGGGAUUAUAGUGUUUAUUAAGAAGGUUAAUGGGAUUGUAUUAGAACGGAAAAGUACUUUGCUUAAGGUUAGAUGAAAUAAGUGUUUUUGAUGAAGAAAUUGAAUAAUUAAAAUGAAUUAUAUGUGAUUAAAAUGCCAAUUGGAGAUUUAACAUAUUCCAGUCAAGAAUAAGCUGUUUUAGAAUGUAGAUCUCAUCUGAUUUCAAAAUGUUUAAUGAAAAAGUUUAUUAGAGAAUUAUAAGAGGCAAGGGAUAGAAUUGACAGAUCAAUCAGGAUUCCAGAAGUUUCAUACUCAGACUUUUUAAUUUUGAAAGAUUUAUAAAGAGGAAGUAAGAAUAUUCUUUUAAUUUGAGAUUCAUAUUGGAUUGCAGAACGAUACUUUAGUGGCGAAUUUGUAAAGUACAAUAAUAAUUAUGGUUUUAUUUCAGAUGACAAAGCAGAUAUCAAUCAUUUUGCAUAGGCAUAUACAUAUUAUACUUAUUUCAUUUCAAAUUUCAAUUAUAUGGUUAAUGAUGUUCAAGGAGUAGGAAAUUACUUAACAGAUCCUGCUUUGAAUACUAAAGAUAGUAAUUUAUAUAAAUAUUCUAGGUAAUUUUGAUGAAACCGAUAUGGGAAUUGAUGGAUAAUCUAUGUUUAUGGUCAGUUAUGAAGGAAAGAAACAUAUGGGAAGAAAAUACUUAGACUUAUUGGGUAUACCAUAACCAUGA